CCUGCCCUGUCAUUGUCCCCAUCGGUCUCCUUUUCCCUUCUAUCCUAAAAGCUUUGAGAGCCGCUGGCUUCUCCCGAUACCCAGCGUCUCUCCAUCUUCGGUAGGUCAGACGGGCAGGAUGGAGGGCUGCCUGGGAGAGGAAUCUUUUCAGAUGUGGGAGCUCAACCGACGCCUAGAGGCCUACCUGGCCCGGGUCAAGGCGCUAGAGGAACAUUAUGAGCUGCUCAGCGCGGAGCUCGUCGGUCUCCGGGCACAGUCCGGGGACGCUUCCUGGCGGGCCGGUGCCGACGAGGAGCUGGCAGCUCUGCGGGCCCUCGUCGACCAGCGGUGGCGGGAGAAGCACGCUGCCGAGGUGGCGCGCGACAACCUGAUGGAAGAGGUGGAGAGGGUGGCGGGCCGGUGCCAGCAGCAGCGGCUGGCCCGCGAGCGGACGGCGGAAGAGGUGGCCGGCAGCCGGCGUGCGGUGGAGGCGGAGAAGUGCGCCCAGGCCUGGCUGAGCAGCCGGGCGGCGGAGCUGGAGCGCGAACUAGAGGCUCUGCGCGCCGCGCACGAGGAGGAGCGCGCGGGCCUGACCGUGCGGGCCGCUGGGCCCCGGUGCUGCCCCGGCCUACCCUGCGGGCCCCCGGCGCCGGGCCCCGAAGUCGAGGAGCUCGCGCAACAGCUGGGCGAGGCGUGGCGCGGGGCGGUGCGCGGCUACCAGGAGCGCGUGGCGCACAUGGAAACCGCGCUGGGCCAGGCCCGCCAGAGGCUGGGUUGCGUGGUGCAGGGCGCCCGCAAGGGGCGCCUGGAGUUGCAGCAACUCCUGGCCGAGCGCGGCGGCCUCCAAGAGCGCAGGGCAGCCCUUGUGCAGAGAUUGGAGGGCCGCUGGCAGGAGCGACAGAGGGCCACUGAAAAGUUCCAGCUGGCCAUGGAGGCCCUGGAGCAGGAGAAACAGGACCUACAGAGUCAGAUCGCCCAGGUCCUGGAAGGUCGGCAGCAGCUGGCACGCCUCAAGAUGUCCCUCAGCCUGGAGGUAGCCACAUACAGGACCCUCCUAGAGGCUGAGAACUCCCGACUGCAGAUACCUGGUGGUGGUUCCAAGGUUUCCUUCAGCUUUCAGGGUAAGAGUUGAGAGCUUCAUUUUCCUGGGACCCCAGAGGGCCAGCGUCUGGGACCUUUGCUGUCUGUUUUGAGCCCUACUCCUCUCUCCUUAUCCUUACGUGAUACCCUUGAGACACCUGUUCCAGCCUUGCUGAAGAGCCAGGAAUUCCUCCAAGCCCGUACCCCCACUUUGGCCAGCACCCCCAUCCCACCCACACCUCAGGCUCCCUGCCCUACUACAGAUGGAGAGAUCAGAGUCCAGGAUGCCCCUGUGUCUGCGCUCCAGCCACAGACUGGGAGGCAACCGUUUCCAGAGGCCAUAUGGGCUGACACCAGUGUAGCCAUCCCUGCUAGCAUCCUGCCAGGACCAGAGGAGUUUGGGGGCGAGCAGCAAAAGGCCAGUACAAGCCAGUCUCCUGAGGAGCAUGCCUCCUCGGCCAAACCCCUCAGUCCUGACCACCCCAUUUUAGAGGCCAAAGAUGGAGAACCUAGUGAGACUAGAGUGUCCAGCAAAUUCCAGGAGGAAGAUGAAGGGCAAAUGUGGGACCUGGCAGAGAAAGAAAUAGCCAUAGAGGUCAAAGUGGUAAGCAGCUCGCAGCAGCAAAUACAGCAAGAAGAGGGGGAUCUGGAUUUGAAGGAAAUCCAGAACUUUCACGGUCCUUUGGAAAAAGAAACUCUGCCAUCUCUGGAAGAGAAGAUUCAAGAGCCACUGAUGUUUCUGGAAAAACAGAACCAUGACACACUGAGAUCUCUAGAGAAGGAGAAGCAAGAGCUAGUGAAGUCUUUAGAGGAAAAGGACAUGGAGGUAGUGAGAACUCCAGAAAAUGAGACUCUAGCACUGCUUAAGCCUACAGGAAAAGAGGAGCCACAGACAUUGCAAUCUCUAGAAAAGGAGAAUCAAGAACUAGUAAGAUCUCUUGAAGACAACCUAGAGACAUUUUUAUAUCCAGAAAAGGAAAAUCAAGAAUUAGUGAGGUCUCUAGAAGGGGAGAACUUUGAGUCCUUGGGAGCUCUAGAGAAACAGAGUCAAGAGCCACUGGGGUCUCUAGAAGAAGAGGACCAGAAAACACUGAGAACUCUAGAAAAAGGAAAUACUGUGUCUUUAGAAGAAGAAAAUCAACAGACCUUGAGAUCUCUAGAAAAAGAAAACCAGGAACCAUUGAGGUCUCUAGAAGAUGAAAGCCAGGAGACAAUGAGAUCUCUAGAAAAAGAGACUCAACAGCCACUGAGAUCUCUAGAAGAAGAAGACCAAAUGACAUUGAGACCUCUGGAAAAGGUGAAACCAGAGCCACUGAAGUCUCUUGAAAAAGACCAGGGGAUAUUUAGACCUUUUGAAAAAGAGACUCAAGAGUUAUUAAGGUCCCUAAAAGAAGAGAGUGUAGAGGCAGUAAGAUGUUUAGAAACAGAGAAUCUAGAACCACUAAAGUCUACAGGAGAAGAUCCAGAAAUAUUAAAAUUUACAGAAACUCAAGAGCCAUUGCGGUCUCUGGAAGAAAUGAAUUGGGAGACAGUGAAACCUCUAGAAAAGGAAAUUCAGGAAUCCCUGGGGUCUGUGGAAGAGAACCACGAGUCAUUGAAGCCUCUUGAAAAGAAGAAUCAAGAAUCACUGGGAUCUCUGGGAGAGUGGAACCUAGAACAUUUGAGAUAUCCAGAAGAGGUAGACAAGGAAAGUCAAAAGUACCUAGAAGAGGAAGAAAGCCUGGACAAGGGAGAGAAUCAAGAGUCACUGAGGUCUCUGGAAGAGGAGGGACAGGAGCUGCUGCCGUCUGCAAAUCAGCAGAGGUGGGAAGAUGUGGUGGGGGGCCAAGAACUGGAUCAGGAAACACCCUCUGGGAGAGCUGGAGGGGACCAUGAGGAUGCGGCAGAGCUGGACCUGAGGGAAAAGGAUGGCUUCUCUGGAAAGGAGGAAUCUGCAGAGGAGGAAGAGCUGCAAUUGACCGGCACAGGUGAGGGGCACCCAGAGAGCCCUGAACCCAAAGAGCAGAGGGUUCCAGCUGAGGGCACCAGUGGGGAGGGAGGUACUGAGGGCCUUCAGGACCCUAAAGGGCAGCCAGAGCACAUGGGGGCCCCAGGCCUCCAAGCUCCCUCAGGAAUGUCAGAGGUGAUAGAGCCAGUGUUGGAAGAUGAGGAUAAGGCCCCAGGAUGUGGCCGAGCCUCCUCAGAGGUCACUUUGGGGUUGGAAACAGCUGUGGGUGAGUCUGCUUCAGGAGCUGAGCAGGGACUGGAGCAGGAGGUGGUAGGGUUGGAGGACCCAGGCCACCUGGCCAGAGAGGAGAUGAUGGAACCACUCCUGGGGGAAGAAAGUUUGGAGGCAAAGAGUGUGCAGGGCAUGGAAGGGUCUGGGAAGGACCUAGAGGAGGCAGCUGCUCUGGAGCCAGAGCAUCCCAUACUGCUCAAGAAGAGCGGAGACGGGGUUGGGGAGGAGUUGGAGCCUGAGGUCUCCUGGGGAGAAGAGGAGGUGUUUCCUGCUGAGAUCUUGUGCCAUGAUGGAAGUGAUACCACUCAACCCAGGUCUCUGGGGUCAGAGGAAGCUGAGAAGCAUGCAGAACCAGCACUAGGGCCCUCCAGUCCAAGGCCCUCUGAGCCAUCUUCACUCAUGCCAACCUGUGAAGAUGCCCCAGGGCCCCAGCCCCUAGCGGAGGAGAAUCAGGAAGCUAGCUGGGGGCUAGAGGGAAGGACUGAAGUCCUGGAAAAGGUGGAGGGUGAGGAGGAGGAGUUGAGUCCUGGGGGGAUCCCUGAGGGCCUUCAGGAUGAGGGGGAGGAGAGCAGAGAGGAGAGUGAGGCUGAUGAGCUAGGGGAGACCCUUCCUGACUCCACUCCCCUAGCCCUCUACCUCAGGUCCCCUGCCUCACCCAAAUGGGACCUAUCUGGAGAGCAGAGGCCCUCCCCUCAAGGAGAAACCAGAAAGGAAGGCUGGGAUUUUGCUGUUCUGACUGCUGAGGACCAUGGGGCCCACCCAAAGGAGGAAGAGGAGGAGGAGCGGGGAGAGGAGGAUGAGGAAUGUGGUCAGGACUCUGACCUGUCGGAGGAAUUUGAGGAUGAUGUGGGGACUGAGGCUUCUGUCCUUCCUGGGGUCCCUGGGGAAUUGAUGGAACCUCUGGGCCAGGUGUCCCAGCUGCUAUUGGAGCCUUCAGCCUGGGGUCAGGAUGGGGAGUCUGAUGGGUUUGCAGAUGAGGAAGAGAGUGGGGAGGGAGAAGAAGAAGAGGAGGAGGAGGAGAGGGAGCCAGGGGCUGAGCAGUGGGGGCCAGGGCCUUCUGCUGGCAGUCUCCCUGCCCUAAGUGGCCCUCAAAGCAGGAGCCUCAUAGGGUCUGAGACUGCGGAUACCAGCGUCCCCUGGGAUGAUGGCUUGAGGGGUACAGAAGCUGAUCCCCCUAUGACUGCCCUGGAGGCUGAGUCCCAAGACAGCACUGAGCCUUCUGGCUCAGAGGAAGAAUCUGAUGAUGCUCCCUUGGAGAGGGAUGACCAAGUUCUAGGCCCCAGUGGGACAGACGAUACCCCUGGGGUCAAUGGUCAAGGCCUAGUCUUGAAGAAAGAGUUGGAGCAUGUGAAUGGAACGUUGGUGAAUGGGCUGGAGCAGUCUGAAGGAGCUGGGCAGGAAAAACUGGGAGCCCUUGAGGGGGAUCAAGGGAGCCCUUUGGAGGAGGAGGAAGGGGGUGCACUGAAGACCCCUUGGGCAGGGGCUCCUCUUCAUUUGGGCCCAGGCCAGUUCCUGAAGUUCACUCAGAGGGAAGGAGAUGGAGAUUCUUGGUCCUCGGGAGAGGAUUAG
This is a messenger RNA of Molossus molossus (Pallas's mastiff bat), 4846 nucleotides long. It is a transcript of the gene NES, whose product is annotated as nestin. Lineage: Eukaryota; Metazoa; Chordata; Mammalia; Chiroptera; Molossidae. Gene Ontology annotation, cellular component: intermediate filament. The record is from RefSeq and is a predicted model, not a curated record. The transcript has 4 exons. Gene Ontology annotation, molecular function: intermediate filament binding; CCR5 chemokine receptor binding. Gene Ontology annotation, biological process: positive regulation of intermediate filament depolymerization.